Messenger RNA from Sphaeramia orbicularis (orbiculate cardinalfish), 5786 nucleotides. RefSeq names its product titin-like. Gene Ontology annotation, cellular component: membrane; sarcoplasmic reticulum. The transcript is spliced from 23 exons. Gene Ontology annotation, molecular function: signaling receptor binding. Lineage: Eukaryota; Metazoa; Chordata; Actinopteri; Kurtiformes; Apogonidae. The coding region runs from base 393 to 5771 and encodes 1792 amino acids. The record is from RefSeq and is a predicted model, not a curated record.
GUGGGAUGUGUUGUCCGUUCCCCCUCGCCCUACCCUGUCCUGUGCUGCCUUAGCUUAGCUUGUUCCUCUCCUGUGCUGCUUUAAUUCGCCUAUCCGUCCCCAGACCCCCCUCUGCAAUGCUGCCGCUGUGGCAGCUCCAAAUUCCCCAAAAACUGUAAAGUCUGAUUCUCAUUUCCUUCACUCUUUCUUGAAGACGCUCAACCUGAGGAUCAAUGGGCCAAGAAACAAGAAUCUGAAAUGGAAAUGGAAUAAUCCAACAAUUGGGAAUUUUUAUUCUGUGACAAGUGGAUACUGAUUGGAUUUAGUGAAGGUGUGAGUGUCCAGUCGGUUCUGCAUGAGGAGGCUUUGCCCCCAACUCCAAAGACUACACCUGAAAUAGUCUCCAUAUCACCAUGGCUGAAGGCACCAAACCAGCCUCCUCUGCAGCCACUGGGUCCAAUGGAGCAACAGCGGCACAGUCGACCUCUCUAAAAUCCAGAGGUCUGGAUCUCCUCAGGACGGUCAAAGUAUCUGUGGAGCUCAUGAUCGCCCUUGUCGCGCUCCUGUCCUGGGUGGUUGUAGGCGUGGUGAUGUUUGACUUUGUCGAAUACAAGGCAGUCCCUGACAUUCAACAAAUCAUUACAGACCCUGUACAAGCAGUAAACGACGCUGUUGAUGAAGUAUCCAGUCUAGUAAAUAAGUUUCAAGAAUGUGCACCUGAUUUAAGUGACCCCACGUCCGUUGCCACGUACACAGCUGAAGAAAUAGGACUAGCAAAAGAUGGAGUCGUUCGAUAUUUUUCAGAUGAGGAUGGCAAUUUCUACCUUAGUUACAUUGACCCUGUGGUCAUUGGAAGACAAGCUUUCCACACUGCUGAUGACUUCAUGAAAGACGUAGGGGGCACCGUCAGGGACACCACAUGUGCUAUGAUAGAUAGUGUAGUUGAUGCUAUAAAGGAUAUAAAUACAGGAGAAACGGAUCUUAGCUACAUAGACCCUGUAGUCAUAGGCAGAAAUGUCUUCAGCGUCACUAAUGAGUUCAUGUGUGGAGUUGGAGGCUCCAUCCAGCAUGUGCUCUGUGCCAUCAUAGACACUAUUUUAGAUGUAGGAAAAGGAAUUUACCAAGGAACCACGGAUGUCAGCUUCGUUGAUCCGGUGGUAAUUGGCAGAAAAACUUUUCAUAUCAGUAAUGACGCUGUAGGAGGAAUAGUGAGUCACAUCCAGGACGUGCUCUGUGCCAUCAUAGACACUAUACUGGACAUUGUUAAAGGAACCACUGACGUUAGUUUCAUUGACCCUGUGGUUAUUGGCAGAAAUGUCUUCAAUGUUACUAAUGACUUUGUGAGUGGAAUAACAGGAUACAUUCAGAGUGUACUUUGUGCAAUCUUGGAUAUAGUCCUGGACAUAGUGAAAGGAACCACUGACGUUAGUUUCAUUGACCCCGUGGUUAUUGGCAGAAAUGUCUUCAAUGUUAUUAAUGACUUUGUGAGUGGAAUAGCAGGAUACAUUCAGGAUGUACUUUGUGCAAUCUUGGAUGUAUUCCUAAACACUGUAAAAGAUAUCAUGGACGCUGUGGGAUUCAGCCCCAUGUCAAUUCUGAAGACAACAGCAGAAAUCACCAGAGAACAGAUAAACAUGCUGACAGGCUACCUCUCCACAACACUGAUGGGCGAACAAGGUAUCAUGCCUGAGGUGUCAGUUGAUCCCAUGAAAGUGGUCGAAGACGCUGUGUUGGAGUUCAGCGACAAGAAAGAUUUGUUCGUGGCUUACAUGUCGAGCAUGGUUGUUGGUGAUCAAGGUGAACCUGUUACUACACCAGAUGUCAGUGUAGUAACUGAAAAAGAUGACUCUGCAGCGCCAUCAUCUGAUAUAAAUCUGGUGCAAAGGAAAGGUGAAUUCCUUCCACCUAUUGAAAAAGUUGCAGACAUUGUGCACGAUGCCAAAGAUGAAGCUGCUCCUGCUCCAGAGAUAAGUGAAGCCUCAGAUUUAAAGAUGGAGGAGGGGGAAGCUGAGGUUCCCAUCUCCAGUGAAGCAGACAGCAAAGCAGCAGAGGAAGAUGAUGUGAAACUUGCUGAUGCUGAAGAAGAAAAACAUGAACCAUCUCUGGGAGAUGAUGACCAAGUCCUUGCUGAGGAAGAGGAGGAGAAACAGGAGGACACUGAAGAAGUUCAUGCCACCGAGGAGGGAGAAAUUAUUACUAAGGAGGAUGCAGCAGAUACUGAGGAAGAGGAGGAAAAGGAGGAAGUGGAGAUAAAAGUAGAAGGGAGUUCUGCUGCAGAAGAGGAGGAGGAAUUAAAAACAGAGGAGAAGGAAACAGAAGACCAAAAGGCAGAAGAGGAGGAAGAAGAGGAGACUACAGCAGAAGAUGUGGUAGAAGCUGAGGAGGAAGAGGAGGAGAAGAAGGAAGAAGAAAUAAAAACAGAACAGGUGGUAGAAGAUGAGGAAGAGGAGGAGGAGGAGAAAAAAGAGGAGAUAACAACAGAAGAGGUGGUAGAAACAGAAGAGGAGGAGGAGAAGGAGAAGAUAAAAACAGAAGCCGUGGUAAAAUCUGAGGAGGAGGAGGAGGAGGAGGAGGAGAAGAAAGAGGAAAUAAAAACAGAUGCCGUGAUACAAUCUGAGGAGGAGGAGGAGAAAGAGGAGAUAAAAACAGAAGAUGUGGUGGAAGCUGAGGAAGAUGAAGAGGAGAUUUUAGCUUCUACUGCCACCAUCGAAAAAUAUGUGGUGUCUGAGAAAACAGAGGAAAGCAUGGAAAUAACUGACACAGAUGAAGAACUUCAGGUGGACAUGGUUUUGGAGGAAGAAGAAGACAAAGAAAGAGAAACAGAGGGUGAAGUAGAGAUUACGGUAGAGGUGGACGAUGACGUUGAAACAGAACCAUCAGUCCAGAAACUUGAUGUGGAACAUCUGUCUGCUGUGAGGCCUGUUAAUGAGAGUGUAUCUGAUGAGGAGGAUGAAGAAGGAGAAGCACCAAUAUCACUGCCUGUUCAUGACCAAGACAUCACUGAAGACCACGAUGAGAACAACAACAACAGCGAGAGGCUGAAAACUGACCCUGAGAGGCUGAAAAGAGCUGCAUCCAAAGCUGAUCGCAAAGACAUACACCUCGAGAAACAGCUCGAGAAAGUUCUCAAAGAAGCAAAGGAAAGAGAUACAUUAAAAGAAGCUGAAGAAGCCAUUAUUAAAGAUGAAGUAACCCAAUUAUCCAAAGAGGAAGAAGUGGAGAAGCCCUCUGAGAAAAAGAAAGAUUUAUUAGAGCCUGAACUUGAAAAGAAGGAAGCAUCCAAAGACAAAAUUGAGGAGGACAAAAAACCAAAACAAAAGAAAGAAGUAAAGAAAACACCCAAAGAAAAAGAAGAAAAGAAACAUCCAAUACAGGUAAAGAAACUCCUCAAGAAAGAAACAGAAGAAAAGAAACCUCCCAAAGAAAAGGAUGAACUGAAAAAGCCUCAGAAAAAAGUGAAAGAGGAGGAGAAACCUUCCAAAGAAGUAAAAGCUGAAAAGAAACCUCUCAAAAAAGUAAAACAAGAGAAAAAACCUCUCAAAGAAAAGGAUGAUCUGAAAAAACCUCCAAAAGAAAAAGAGGAAGAAGUGAAGAAACCUCCCAAACAAAAAGAAGUGAAGAAACCUUCCAAAGAAAAAGAAGAGGUAAAGAAAGCUCUCAAAGAAAAAGAAGUCAAGAAACCUCCAAAAGAAGUAAAAGAAGAGAAGAAACUUCCCAAAGAAAAGAAAGAAGUGAAGAAACCUCCCAAGGAAAAGGAGGAAGUAAAGAAACCCCCUAAAGAAGUAAAAGAAGAGAAGGAACCUCCCAAAGAAAAAGAAGAGGUAAAGAAAGCUCCCAAAGAAAAAGAAGUCAAGAAACCUCCAAAAGAAGAACCUCCCAAAGAAAAAGAAGAGGUAAAGAAAGCUCCCAAAGAAAAAGAAGUCAAGAAACCUCCAAAAGAAGUAAAAGAAGAUAAGAAACCCCCCAAAGAAAAGAAAGAAGUGAAGAAACCUCCCAAGGAAAAGGAGGAAGUAAAGAAGCCCCCCAAAGAAGUAAAAGAAGAGAAGAAACCUUCCAAAGAAAAGAAGGAAGUCAAGAAAGCCCCCAAAGAUGUAAAGGAAAAGAAGGAACCUCCCAAAGAAAAAGAAGUCAAGAAACCUCCAAAAGAAGUAAAAGAAGAGAAGGAACCUCCCAAAGAAAAAGAAGUCAAGAAGCCUCUCAAAGAAGUUAUAGAAGAGAAGAAAUAUCCCACAGAAAAGGAAGAAGUGAAGAAACCUCCAAAAGAAGAAGAAGUGAAGAAACCACCCAAAGAAAAAGAAGUGAAGAAACCUCCCAAAGAAAAGGAGGAAAUCAAGAAACCUCCCAAAGAAGUGACAGAAGAAGCAAAACUUGCCAAAGGACCAAAAGAUGAAAUAAAGAAACCUCCCAAAGAAAAGGAGGAAGCGAAGAAACCUCCCAAAGAAGUAAAAGAAGUAAAACCUCCCAAAGAACCAAAAGAGGAACUGAAGAAACCACCCAAGGAAAAGAGGGAAGUCAAGAAACCUCCCAAAGAAGCAAAACCUCCCAAAGAAGAAGUAAAGAAACCUCCCAAAGAACCAAAAGAAGAGAAGAAACCUUCCAAAGAAAAGGAGGACGUCAAGAAAGAGGAAGUAAUGAGACUUCCCAAAGAAAAGGAGGAAGCUAAGAAGCCUCCCAAAGAGAAGGAAGAAGUCAAGAAACCUCCAAAAGAAGAGGAAGAAGCCAAGAAACCUCCCAAAGAAGUGAAAGCAGAGAAGAAACCUUCCAAAGGACCAAAAGUGGACGUGAAGAAGCUUCUCAAAGAAAAGGAGGAAGAGGAAGCCAAGAAACCUCUCAAAGAAGUGAAAGAAAAAGCAAAACCCCCCAAAGAACCAAAAGAGGAAGAAAAGAAGCCUCCCAAAGAAAAGGAGGAAGCCAAGAAGCCUCCCAAAGAGAAGGAGGAAGUCAAGAAACCUCCCAAAGAAGUGAAAGAAAAAGCAAAACCCCCCAAAGAACCAAAAGAGGAAGAAAAGAAGCCUCCCAAAGAAAAGGAGGAAGCCAAGAAACCUCCCAAAGAAGUGAAAGAAAAAGCAAAACCCCCCAAAGAACCAAAAGAGGAAGAAAAGAAGCCUCCCAAAGAAAAGGAGGAAGCCAAGAAGCCUCCCAAAGAGAAGGAGGAAGUCAAGAAACCUCCCAAAGAAGUGAAAGAAAAAGCAAAACCCCCCAAAGAACCAAAAGAGGAAGAAAAGAAGCCUCCCAAAGAAAAGGAGGAAGCCAAGAAACCUCCCAAAGAAAAGGAGGAAGCCAAGAAACCUCUCAAAGAAGUGAAAGAAAAAGCAAAACCCCCCAAAGAACCAAAAGAGGAAGUAAAGAAGCCUCUCAAAGAAAAGGAGGAAGCAAAGAAACCUCCCAAAGAAAAGGAAGAAGCUAAGAAACCUCCCAAAGAAAAGGAAGAAGCUAAGAAACCUCCCAAAGAGAAGGAGGAAGUCAAGAAACCUCCCAAAGAAAAGGAGGAAGCCAAGAAACCUCUCAAAGAAGUGAAAGAAAAAAGCAAAACCCCCCAAAGAACCAAAAGAGGAAGUAAAGAAGCCUCUCAAAGAAAGGAAGAAGCAAAGAAACCUCCCAAAGAAAAGGAAGAAGCUAAGAAACCUCCCAAAGAGAAGGAGGAAGUCAAGAAACCUCCCAAAGAAAAGGAGGAAGCCAAGAAACCUCUCAAAGAAGUGAAAGAAAAAGCAAAACCCCCCAAAGAACCAAAAGAGGAAGUGAAGAAGCCUCUCAAAGAAAAGAAGGAAGCCAAGAAACCCCCCAAGAAGUGAAAGAAGAAGCAAAAA